Phascolarctos cinereus (koala) is the source of this 5270-nucleotide messenger RNA. RefSeq lists its product as uncharacterized. Gene Ontology annotation, molecular function: DNA-binding transcription factor activity, RNA polymerase II-specific; RNA polymerase II cis-regulatory region sequence-specific DNA binding. Gene Ontology annotation, biological process: regulation of DNA-templated transcription. NCBI's taxonomy places the organism in Eukaryota, Metazoa, Chordata, Mammalia, Diprotodontia, Phascolarctidae. The record is from RefSeq and is a predicted model, not a curated record.
UAUCUUUGCCAAGAAAACCCCAAAUGGGAUCACAAAGAGUCGGAUGCCACCGAAAACCAACUCUGAAAUCCCCACUCAAAUAGGUGGGCCAGGUCGCCCAAGAGCAGCUGAUUGCCACUACUUUCAGGACUCUAGGGGUAACUCUGAGGGUCUAGUAUUGUUCCUCGUGAGCCUCCACCAACAUACUUCUUUUUGGUUAUCAGCCAGACUGUAUUAGCUUGAGAGAGGGUGGUUAUUAAGCAGGCAUAUCAAAGACAGCUGUUACAAAAACAAUCCCUCUGAAAGGGGGUUGGAGGGGAUACACUCUCCCCUUGCAUGCACAAACGUCCUCAGAAAGAGUGGACUUAAAUGUCAAGCACAAAGGCAGUGAGGCACACACCAGGGAACCCACAUGGCAAAGGGGAAACUCCUUGUACCUGGUUCCUGGAGGUUUUCUUCUCCCUUUCCAGAGUCCUCAGGAAAUUCCGUUUAGGUCAAGCACUGUACUGAUCAGUGCUCCUGGGGAGUCCAUGGCUGACACUUUUCCCUGCCCUGAGGGGUCAUGCUCCCUGAAUUUGCCUUGCCUAGGUGUGUAUAGUUUGCCCUUGACCUGUCUUUCAACUCAUCAUGGAUGCUGUCACCAGCAACAUCUGCUCCAAGGAACUGCUACCCUGCCCAUAGGAUGAGAACUCCUGCCAUUCCAACCUUUAGAGGUUACAAGGUGACUACCUCAUCCAAAAGGCCAAUUGCCUCUCAAGAGUCCUUCCCUACAAAGCUCAAAAUGUGGCUCAACGUUUUGCUGAAAUCUAGGUGAACUCUAUCCCUGCCUUUCAUUCACUCUGACUGUCUGGUAACACUGAGAGAAAAGGAAAUGGAGCUGGUCUGGUUUAACCUAUUGUUAGUGAGAUCAUGAUGAAUUUGCGUGGUCUUCACUUCUUUCUCUGAAUGGUCACUAGUUGUACACUAAGUAAUGACCUAGAAUUUUGCCAGGAAUUAUGGUCUACACCCCCUUCUCAUACUUUGCAGUUUCCAAUUUCUUUCUUUCUUUUUCUGCCUACCUUCCUUUCUUUUCUUCCUUUUUUCUUUCCUUCUUUUUUUUUCUCCCUCUCUCUUUCCCUCCUUUCUUUCCGAAAAUUGGGGCACUUGGUCUCUCUCCAUUUCUAAGGCACUGUUUCAUUUCCAGGACCUUUCAAAUAUCUCUACCAGUGAUUCAGUAAUCACCUUUAAAGCUCUUUCAGUACUUUGCAGUUCCCUUUCUGUACCAUGACACCAGAGACAUGGAUGACUUGACUUCCUCACAAGUAGAGCAGUCAAAAUGUGGAAUGACCAGCCUUGGGAAACAGGGGUUUCCCCCUCAUUAGGGACCUUCAAGCAAAAGCUGAACGGCCACUUGUCAAAUACACAAUGGAAGAGAUUCUCACUUAUUAUUGGAUGGACUUCUGAAGUUUGUUCCUACUCUAACAAUCUGCAAUUUUGUGACUUGAACAUGUCAGAGGCAAUUGAGAUCUCUCCUCAUUUUUUGUUCCAUAUUUUGGGUUUUGCCUAUUUAUUCUCCAUUUUUGCUUCGCCCUUUCUGGUCAGAAAGAUAUCAUCAUUAGCAGAGAAAACAGAAGCUACCUAGUCAAAUCAACACACAUUGAUAUAGUGUCCCCUACGUGCUAGGCACUGGUGCUAAGUGCUGAAGAUACAAAAAAAGGCAAAAGAUGGUCUCUGCCCCUGAGUUCAAAGUCUCGUGGAGGAGACCACCAUCAAAUGAUACACCUAUGAUAAACUGAGGAUAAUUUGAGGGGUAAGGCACUAAGAUUAAGGAGGGGGGAAGGGCUUCUUGAAGAAGGUGGGACUUGAGCUGAGACUUGAAGGAAAGUAGGGUAGCUCAGAGGUGAGAGGAAGAGGGAGACUUUUCCAGGGCUGGGGGACAUCUCGCAUAAGGAACAAGAAGGCCAGGGUGGCUGGACCUGAAGGAAGCUAGAGAAGCUAGGGGGCAGAGAUAAGGAGGGAGAACACUGCGGGCUUGGAGGACAGCCAGAGAAAGUGACUGACAGAAGAGGGUGAGGGAGGGCAUUCAGAGCAAGGGAAACAGUGUUAAGUGAAGGCGCUGAGGCCUGACGUCAGGCCUCCGGGAAUGACAAGGAAGAACAGUCUGGCCUGACUGAGGUGUAGAGUGGGUGAAGGAGAGUAAAGUGAGAAAUCAGUCAAUUAAAACGAGCAUCGACUGGGCACUCACGAGGGGCCAGGCAUUGUGAUAACAAGCAAUGGAGCCACGCACAACAAAGACAAACACACGGGGGCAGCUAGAGGGCGAAGUGGAUAGAGCGCCCCCUGGAGUCAAGACCUGAGUUCAAAUGCGGCCUCGGACACUUGACACUUAGCAGCUGUGUGACCCUGGGCAUGUCACUUCACCCCAUCGCCUGGAAAAAGCAAACAAAGAAGCAGUCACUGCCCAGAAGAAACUUACAUCGUGAUGGGGGCGGAGAGGAAACCUGUCUGUUUCCAAGAGGGCAGAUGACGUCACCGGUGAUGUCUGGACUCUCGCACGAAUUGGAUUUGAGGGAGAAAGCCUGGGAUGGCCCAGGGCGCAGGGGCCGACCUCGGGGCCAAGGUGAGGAGGCUGAGUGCCAGACAGAGGGCAAAGGGGCAUGCGCAGCCCGCCCCGGACGGCCGGACACCCUCGAGAUUUACAUCAAUGUCAGCCUCUCUACUCGUCUUCUACUAGAACUGAAAAGUUGGGUCACGCAGCUACGCGGCAGGAUUUGAACUCGGGGCUCUCCGCCUCCAAAAGUCGUGAGGUCCGCUGCACUCCAGCCUGAGCUACUUUGGGGAGAUGGCUUCAGCUCGCUCCGUGGCAUCGGGGAGUGGGCGCUUUGGCCCUCCCCUCUCUACAGAGGUGACGCGGGGAGACCUUGGACAAGUCACCUCCACCUCUGGGACUCAGUUUCCUUUCCUGUAACAUGAAGGGCUUGGACUAGGCGCCUUCUCCUUCUAGACGUGGGAUCCUAUGGCUGACGGUCUAAAGCUCCCGACCGAGCUCGGAAGAAACGGGGAGGGGGCGUCCCCCCACCCCCGCGCCACCUGAGCUAGGAGGGGGCUGUGCUCCCCCGCCCCGCCGCCGGUGAGGGGAGGGGCCACGCGCUCCCGCGGCUUGGCUGGGCGAGCCGAGCGCCAGGGGGCGUGGCCUGGCGGAGGCGCGCGCUCCCGCGCGCGCUCCCGCGCUCGAAUCCCGCUCUCGCGGUGCUUGGCUCGGGAGCUCUCUGUAGCCGUCUCUGGAGGAGCUCGCUCGUCCGGGCCUGAGGCGCCGCCGCUCGCUUGAUUGGCAGAUUUGACCUGUAAAGAAAGCUACUCCAAAGCUGGGCACCUAUGGAAGAAUCAUCCCAGGAAAAACUCACAAGCGAUGGUCCUUGUGACUCUAAAUUGAGUGAAGCCUGGGAAUAUGAAGUCAAGUUAGAGGAGGAGCAGAGUGAUGAGGAGAAAACCCAGCAUGUAAAAAUCAUCCAAAGGAAGGCACCUAGUAAAUUGAGAAGCCAUGAAUAUAAUAAAUAUGGUCGACUCUUUGGUGUAGGACCAAUUCUCUUUCCACAACAGAGAGUACCCAUAGGAAAGAAUCUUCCCAAAUAUGACACACACAGAAAGAGCUUCAGACUGUAUUCAGACCUAAGAAAAUACAAUAAAAUUUCCUCAAAGAAGAUAUUUUCUAAGUAUAAUGAAAGUGGAAAAUCCUUCAGUUAUCAUUCAGACCUAAUUGAAUACCAUAGGCUACAUACUGGAAAAAAACCUUAUGAAUGUGGGAAAGCCACAUUGUGGAGAGCACAGCUUAUUCAACAACAGAGAAUUCAUACUGUAGAAAAACCUUAUGCAUGUAUUGAAUGCGGGAAAGCCUUCUGCAAGAGGACACAACUUACUCAACAUUUCAGAAUACAUACUGGAGAAAAACCUUAUGAAUGUACUGAAUGUGGGAAGACAUUCCGACAGAGUGCACACCUAACUCGCCAUCAGAGAAUUCAUACUGGAGAGAAACCCUAUGCAUGUAAUCUGUGUGGGAAAGCCUUCAACCACAGCUCUUCCCUUGCUUCCCAUCAGAGAAUUCAUACUGGAGAGAAACCUUAUGGAUGUGAUCGAUGUGGAAAAGCUUUCAACCACAGCUCUUCUCUUGCUUCUCAUCAGAGAAUUCAUACAGGGGAGAAACCUUACGAGUGUAAUGAAUGUGGAAAAGCCUUCCGCCAGAGCACGGAACUUACUAGACAUCAAAAAAUUCAUACUGGAGAAAAACAUGAAUGCACUGAAUGUGGAAAGGCUUUCCAUCAGAGUUCACACCUUACUCGACAUCUAAGAAUUCAUACUGGAGAGAAACCUUAUAAAUGUAAUGAAUGUGGGAAGACCUUCAAUUAUAGUUCAUCCCUUGCUUCUCAUCAUAGAACUCAUACUGGAGAAAAACCUUAUGGGUGUAUUGAAUGUGGCAAAGCCUUUGGUAAAAGGACACAGCUUAUUCAACAUUGGAGAAUUCAUACUGGAGAGAAACCUUAUGACUGUAAUGAAUGUGGAAAGGCAUUCCGUCAGAGCUCACAGCUUACUCGACAUCAGAAAAUUCAUACAGGAGAAAAACCUUUUGAAUGUGAUGAAUGUGGGAGAGCCUUCCGCCAGAGAUCACAGCUUACUUACCAUCAGAGAAUUCAUACUGGAGAAAAACCUUAUGAAUGUAAUGAAUGUGGUAAGGCCUUCUGUCAAAGCACUGAACUUACCCAACAUCACAGAAUUCAUACUAGUGAGAAACCUUUUGAAUGUCAUGAAUGUGGUAUGGCCUUUCGCCUGAGUACUGGACUUACUCGCCAUCAGAAAAUCCAUACAGGAGAGAAACCUUAUGAAUGCAGUGAAUGUGGGAAGGCCUUCUGUCAGAGAGCAGAACUUACUGUACAUCAUAGAAUUCAUACAGGAGAGAAACCCUAUGUGUGUAAUGAAUGUGGGAUGGCCUUUCGACAGAGCUCACAACUGACUCCACACCUCAGAAUUCAUACCGGAGAGAAACCUUAUAAAUGUAAUGAAUGCGGAAAGGCCUUCAAUCGCAAUUCAUCCCUUGUUUCCCAUCACAGAAUUCACACUGGAGAGAAACCUUAUGAAUGUAAUAAAUGUGGAAAGGCCUUCCGCCGGAGUACAGGACUUACUCGACAUCAGAGACUUCAUAUUGCAGAUAAAUCUUAUGAAUGUAAUGAUUAAGGGAAAGUUUUCCUCCAAAACAUAUCUUAACAUCAGUUCAUUAGUGAAGUCUUAUGUUUUGAUCCCUUUUAAAAAAAAUAUGUAGU